CCCCCCCCCCCCUCCUCCUGCAGCGCCCUUUCUCUCUGCAUCUUUCCUGGAUUUUUUUUUCCUCUUGUCGAACGCCUGAAAAGGGUGGGGCCACUUGCCUGCAGUAGAGAAGGAGGUGGAGGCGGUGGCUACAUCACUGGGAGCCCACAGCAGCUGCAAUGCUGAGUCUCGGCUGGCGGUGAGCGCUUCCCAGGCCUGCUGAGCGGCCAGCUGCAGAGGUUCGCCGGCUACAGAGAGACUGGAGCUCUGUCCGCAGACCUGACUCCUGGCCCUGUCUCUGCGCCAUGGCUUAAGUCAGCAGCCACCUCGCCUAUUCGCCUGGCUCGGUCAGGGUCUGCACACCGCCGCCGCUGCAGCCGCAGCCGCAGCCGCAGCCGCAGCCGCAGGGAGGGGCGCGCCCCAGACGUGCUUGCCAGGGACUCACGGACACCAGUGUCAGCCUUCGGUGCCGGCAGCAGACUGCGCUCCUCAGACCUUUGCAGGCGGCUCCCGGGGCCUGUGCAACCGCGAAUCUAGGGACUUGACAGACUUCAUCUCCGUCUCCACCUUGCGGGUGCUUUCCGAGGGAGAAGGGCGAGGCAUUCAGGGCCCCCCGAAAGCAACGGAGGGAGCCAGAUUAAGUGGCCAAGGGUCAGGAGACUCAAGGGAGAUCAGAGACUUGCUUUAGUGACACGGGAAGAAAGCGGCUCCGCUUCGCAGCCAGCACCAUGGCGUGGCCUUGCAUCACAAGGGCCUGCUGCAUCGCUCGCUUCUGGAACCAGCUGGACAAGGCGGACAUCGCCGUGCCCCUGGUUUUCACCAAGUACUCGGAGGCUACCGAGCACCCGGGCGCCCUGCCGCCGCAGCCGCUGCCUCAGCCGGUUCCCGCGCUCCCCUCGGCGCGAGCGGUCGCCAUAGAGACGCAGCCGGCCCAGGCCGAGUUGGAUGCAGUUGCCCGAGCAACAGGGUCAGCGCCCGGGCCCAGCGCCGAACGUGAGGCGGCGGGUGCCUAUGGCCGGGGUGGGUCUGGCGCGGGUCCGAGCUCCAGCUCCACUUCCGGCGGCGGGCCCGCGGACUCGGUGAUGCGCCAUGACUACCGCGCCUGGAAGGUGCAGCGGCCGGAGCCAAGCUGCCGGCCGCGCAGCGAGUACCAGCCCUCCGAUGAGCCCUUCGAGCGGGAGACCCAGUACCAGAAGGACUUCCGCGCCUGGCCGCUGCCGCGCCGCGGGGACCAUCCCUGGAUCCCCAAACCGGUGCAGAUGCCGCCGGCCUCCCAGGCGGCACCAGCGCCAGGGCUCGGGGCUCCUAAGCGCCGGCCACAGAGCCAAGAGCGCGGGCCCGCGCAGGCCGCCUCGGAUGCAGCCGAGCAGGAGGCGGCCCCUAGCGGAGCGGGUGGCCCUGCGGCGGGAAAGCCCUCCGGCGGGGACGAGCGCGACACCCGCAAGAAGGCCGGGGCCGCCUGGAUGCUGCGCCGCGCCGAGGGGGUGGGGUUCGAGCAGACACCACUGCCUGUGACCCAGGCCCAGGGCCCGGCGCCAAGCCAGGCUGCCGGCCCCGAAAGCGGCAAGGGGCGCGCCGCGGCGGACGCGCUCAACAGGCAGAUCCGCGAGGAGGUGGCCAGCGCGGCGGGCAGUUCCUACAGGAAUGAAUUCAGAGCAUGGACGGACAUCAAGCCUGUGAAGCCAAUAAAAGCUAGGUCCCAGUAUCGGCCCCCGGAUGACAAGAUGGCUCACGAGACCAGCUAUAGUGCCCAGUUUAAAGGCGAAGCCAAUAAGCCAACACCAGCUGACAAUAAGGCCAUUGAUCGCAGGAGAAUACGCAGCCUCUAUAGUGAACCUUAUAAAGAAUCCCCAAAGGUGGAGAAGCCUACCAUUCAGAGUUCCAAGCCAAAAAAGACCUCAGCAACCCACAAGCCCCCAAGGAAGGCCAAAGAGAAGCAGGUGGUAUCUGGCCAAUCCUCCAAGAAAAAGAGUGUGGAGGCCCCUAGUCCCACCCAGCCUGAAGACAAGGAGCAAAGUAAAGAGAUGAACAAUAAACUGGCUGAGGCUAAAGAGAGCCAGGUGGAGCCCACCAGGGAGUCACAUAAGAACCGAGGUCCUGUAGCCACAGGGCCAGACAAGGACCAAGGGCCUGUGAGCCUGGGGCCACUCAAAGGUCAAGGGCCUGUGAUCCAAGAGUCCCCAAAGGAGCAAGGCUCCCUGCCUCCAGAGCCCCUGAAGGAUCAAGCUCUUGUGAUCCCACGGCCUCUGAAGGAUGUAGGGCCCGUGAUUCCAGCACCAGUUAAGGAACCUGGUCACAUGGUCUCAGAAUCUCUAAAGGAUUCAGGUUCUGUGAUCUCAACACCGGUCAAGGGCCAAGAACCCUCAACUUGGGUGCUUCCAAAGAAUCCAAGCCCAGUGGUCUCAGCAGCAACUAAGGAUCAAGGAUCCAUAGCUCCAGAGCCUCCAAAGGACCAAGGUCUUGUGGUCCCAGCACCAGUCAAGGACCAAAGCCCUUUGGCCCCGGAGCAUUUGAAGGAUCAAAGAGUCAUGGUCACAGCACUAGUAAAGAACGAGGUUCCUGUGGCCCCUGAGCCCAUAAAGAAGCAAGAUGGAGUGGCCCCAGAGCCAUCAAAGGAGUGGGGCAGAGAAGCCCCAGAGCAACUGAGGGAUCCUGCGGCAUCUGUAAAGAAUCAUGGGCCCGUGUUCCCUCUAUCUGUCAAGGAUCAAGGCCCUGUGGUCCCAGAACCUCCAAAGAAUCAAGGGCCUGUGCUUCCAGCACUAGGCAAAGGGCAAGACCCCAUGACCCCAGACCCUCCACGGAAUCCAAGUUCUGACCCUGUGAAGAACCAAGUCCCUGUAAUCCCAGUGCCUCUGAAUGGUCUCGAGCCUCUGGUGCCACUCACAACAAAGGACCAAGGUCCUGUGGUCUCUGAACCUCUGAAGACUCAAGGUUCCAGGAGCCUGCAGCUGCCCACUGUCUCACCUCCACCCCCAGUCAAGAUUCCAACUGUCCCCCACUCAGAAUAUAUUGAGGGUUCCCCUUGAGGCUUCCCCUAGACAUACAAAGGGAGGGGCUAGCUGUGAACGUGCUCCCUGCAUGGACAGUGAAGAAAUAUAUUUAAUCUGCAUGAUAUAUGUACUAUAGUCUUGCUGGAAUCUAAUAAAACUGGUCCCUG
Molecule: messenger RNA, 3136 nt
Organism: Erinaceus europaeus (western European hedgehog)
Lineage: Eukaryota; Metazoa; Chordata; Mammalia; Eulipotyphla; Erinaceidae
Gene: MAP6
Product: microtubule associated protein 6
Exons: 4
Coding region: 708-3005 (765 amino acids)
Biological process (GO): microtubule cytoskeleton organization; positive regulation of axonogenesis; regulation of microtubule cytoskeleton organization
Cellular component (GO): dendrite; axon; microtubule
Molecular function (GO): microtubule binding; calmodulin binding
Source: RefSeq, a predicted model, not a curated record